AUGGUGUCGAGCGAAGCAUGGAAGGUGUGGGUUAUGGGGACGAAGCAGAAGGCGGAGGCGGAGGAAUUCGCCAAGUUUGUCGCGGACUCGACGUGGUGGAAGGCUGCUGAGUUGUUUGUGAAGCUGAUGAAGCUGGUAUUUGUGGUGAUGCAGGAGACGGAUUCGAGCGCCAGGGGGGGAGGUUCUCAAGGGGGGCUGGAGGUGGCAGCAGAGGACAGCCUUAACUCUCCAGUCUCUGCUGAGUUUGAUGAUGAGGAGCCGGUAGAGGAGGAAGAGGAGGAAGAGGAGGAAGAGGAGGAAGAGAAGGAAGAGGAGGAAGAGGAAGAGGAAGAGGAGGAGGAAGAAGAGGAGGAGGAAGAGGAGGACGAAGAAGAGGAAGAGGAAUAUAGAAGCUGA
This is a messenger RNA of Closterium sp. Naga37s-1, 396 nucleotides long. The record is from the annotation of a GenBank genome assembly. Lineage: Eukaryota; Viridiplantae; Streptophyta; Zygnematophyceae; Desmidiales; Closteriaceae.